UAUUAGUAAAAUUAUGGACUGCGGACAUGCAUAGCGCAGAAUGAUUAUAAAAGAUUGUGUAGAGAGUGUGGCGUGUCAAUCAAUCAAUCGUGUAGUUCUGUGCCUGCACAGGUUUUUUUUUUUUUUUUUUUCCUAAGUAAACCACUUUGGAUUGUGUCGCCUCCUCUCACUUCUGUGAUUGAUUUCAUGAGGGUAAUGGUGCGUAAAAGCGCUGGUGAGAUCUGGGGGCGCCUCCUAGUCUGACGUCAGAGAAAGAGUUUAAAAGGAGGGGGGAGCUAGUGGAGAGCAGGCAAGCCGCCUUAGGAGUCGCCAGGUUCGGAACCUUCGCUGCUGCCUGCGAAUCAGACUUGCUCCAGCGCUCCUCGCUGGGCUUCCGGGCGCCGAGAUGCUGUCCUGCCGCCUCCAAUGCGCGCUGGCCGCGCUCUCCAUCGUCCUGGCUCUAGGCUGCGUCAGCGGCGCGCCCUCGGACCCUCGACUUCGCCAGUUUCUCCAGAAGUCCCUGGCAGCUGCCGCGGGAAAGCAGGAACUGGCCAAGUACUUCUUGGCUGAGCUGCUGUCUGAACCCAACCAGACAGAGAAUGAUGCCCUUGAACCUGAAGAUCUGUCCCAGGCUGCUGAGCAGGAUGAGAUGAGGCUGGAGCUGCAGCGAUCUGCUAAUUCAAACCCAGCCAUGGCACCCCGAGAACGCAAAGCUGGCUGCAAGAAUUUCUUCUGGAAGACUUUCACAUCCUGUUAGCUUCAUUAUUGUCACCCAUGUAAGACCUAUGAGUCCUUUCCUCCAGAUCCCAUUUCUCUCCCCUAACUUCCCCCAGACCCCAAUAAGACCCUUGCAUUAGGAAUUGAUGACUGUAAAUACAAAAUAAAAUUAUGGAAAACAAGAA
Molecule: messenger RNA, 881 nt
Organism: Erinaceus europaeus (western European hedgehog)
Lineage: Eukaryota; Metazoa; Chordata; Mammalia; Eulipotyphla; Erinaceidae
Gene: SST
Product: somatostatin
Exons: 2
Coding region: 386-736 (116 amino acids)
Biological process (GO): regulation of cell migration
Cellular component (GO): extracellular region
Molecular function (GO): hormone activity
Source: RefSeq, a predicted model, not a curated record